Molecule: messenger RNA, 1149 nt
Organism: Adineta steineri
Lineage: Eukaryota; Metazoa; Rotifera; Eurotatoria; Adinetida; Adinetidae
Source: the annotation of a GenBank genome assembly
AUGGCAUCAAGCACUACAACACCUAUGUUUCCAGCAAUAGCACAAUUAUGUUAUGGCAAUGCUUGUCCUCGUUGUGGAUAUUGCACUGAUUGGUAUUAUGAUGGGAAUAUCAAGGAUGAUAUGGAGCGUUGCGAGCGUGGCGAAUCUAAAGACAUCAAUGAUGCGAAGCAUUGGCAUCGUCGUCCUAAUGGAGCAUGUCGUCAUAGUCAUCCUUAUUAUGGUCAUAAUGGUAGUUAUUUUUGGCAGGCAUGGCUUGUUCAAAUGUAUUAUAGAUAUGCUACAUAUCAAGCUGGUCUCACGAAACAUACAUUAUACAUUGAUAAUAGUGGAGUUGCUGCUUCAUUUAGUUAUACAGAAAAAGGCUCUAGAACUCUAGGCAAGCCGACUAUAGUCUUUAUUCAUGGGGUUUCUUCGAAUAAAGAAGCAUGGAUACCGAUCAUAAAAAAUAUUCCAGCUGAUCAUCAUUGUAUCACUGUUGAUCUACCAGGCCAUGGUGAAACAGUUGGCUUCAGUGAAGAUAUGUAUUCAAUCGAUAAGUUUAUAGAAAAACUCAAACUGUUUUUUGAUAAAAUGAAAUUGACCGAACCAAUGUGCAUUAUUGGCGCAUCGAUGGGUGCUUCGAUUGUGUGCUUGUUUGCUGCUAAAUAUCCGGAAUAUGUAUGCAUGAUUUGCUUGCUAGCUCCGAUAGCUAAUGAAGCAUCUGAAACUGAUUUAAUUCGACAACUGCGCGCUGGUGUAUACAAUACGCUUUUACCAGAGACACCAGAAGAAUUUCACAAUAUGAUCCAUACAUUGACGAUGAAAAGACCUGAUUUUCCUUCACCAUUUGUCAAUGGAUUUCUUCAUUUGAACAGGCUGUUGUUAAAAGAACAUAAAAAAAUAAUUGCUUCACUUUUCGAACACGAUUAUCCACAAAUCGAACGUCAUUAUGCAAAAUUGCGACAGUUAAACUGUCCAGCAUUGAUUUUAUGGGGCCGACAAGAUCAGGUCUACGCUUUUACUGGUGCGGAAUAUUUUCGCAAUUUGAUACCAAAUUCAGAAUGCCUUAUCUUGGAAGAUUGUGGACACAUUAUGGGUAUCGAUAAGCCCGACGAUACAACUAGGGCAAUCUUGACAUUUUGCGAUAGUCAUGUAAAACUAUUACAUUGA